UCUAAUUAGCUAGGAAUUGUAAAAAAAUAUCAAGUGGCAAUUCUGGGAAAAGCUGGGGAGGAGGUCAAUUCUGGGAGAUGAGUAGUAUAUUUGACAGAUAAGAACUGGCCCUGAGCUAGCUGGAGCUCAUCUCUCUAUCUGUGGCUGAUAAGAGAGAUGUAGCUAGCAGGGGAGGGAUGUGCCAGAGAUGAGCAUGAACUUUGCAAGCCUGUGUACAUUUAUAGUAAACAACCGGUGCUUAUUGCAAGUGCCUGCCGUGGUCUGAAAUCAGUAUGUGCUUGCUGGAGUCCACUGUGGAAAUGAGGAAGUCAGAAGUCUUCAGGAAUAAUAAAAACAAUUGGUCCACUAGCUGUUGAGCGUUUGGAAGAAUACUAUUUGUCUCCUGUCCUUAGCUGACGCACAUGUUUCAAAGUAUUCCCUUGGUCUCCUGCUCUACUUUGACUGGGUUUGGCUCCUUCCGCUUGGGUUCCCUGGGUUUCUUCUUGUGUUUGACCAAGUCAACCAAUGUCAGGGUGGCAACCAUUAUCAUUACCAACUAGCUCCAAAGUCCGGCAGCUUCUCCCUUGCUGCUGUGUGUGAACCAACCGACCUGCCAUGGUUUCUUCUCUCUACAUUAUGUGGCCGAAGGAUGAAGACGAGCAACAAGUGAAUGGGGACAGCUCAUAGCAACUCUCUCUACUUUGACUGCUUCAACUCGGAAGCACCACCGCUGCUUCCCUUGUGCUUGUGCAAAUCCAUGCCAGGGUGGCAUUAACAACCAGCUAUUAGCUCCAGCAGCAUCUAUAUUGCAGUGUGCGAAGCGAACCAACUGACGUCCUGCCAUGGCGCUUCAUCUCUCUACCACCAGGCGAGCCUUAACCAUCUUUGCUGUGUUUGUGCUUGCAGUGCUCAUUGGAGAUGUCCAGGGUCGGCAUCCAUGUCAACCUUUCUCCUGUGGACAUCUCCGAAACGUGUCGCAUCCUUUCCGCCGGCAAGGCGAUCCACAUAGGUGCGGUGUUCAAUCAUAUGAGCUGGUCUGCGCCGGCGGCAAGGCCAAAAUUCAGAUCAACACUGGGGCAUACUUUGUCACCGAGAUCAACUACACGAGUUCGUCCUUCUGGGUCGUGGAUGCCAGCUUAGACAUGAACAGCAGCUGCCCUCUUCCUCGCUCGGAUCAGUUUCCUUAUUUCAAUGGGGUCCAAGGGCCACACAAGAGCCGGGAAUUGGUCCCUAGUGAUAGAGUUAUCAGGGCUAGCUUCAUGAACUGUUCGCGGGCUGUGACCACGAAAAGUUGUUUUUCUGGCUUUAUGCCAGUCGCCUGCCUGAGCACCAACUACUCCUUCGUUUAUCUGGUGACAGACAAUGUGUAUGUGGAAAUCUUAGAGCCUUCUUGUGGUUACCUGGCUGUGUUUCUUUUUGGUGGUCGGGAGAUCGACCAUGAUUUCCGCUAUUAUGCAAAUUUUGUUGAGUACAUGAGGGGUGGAUUCUCUGUUCAAUUCCCUCAGACGGAAACUCCAUUGAAUUAUAUUCACUACAUCAACCGCUGCAUCGACUGGUCAAUUCGCGACCCAAAUGGAGAGCCGUUGUUUAGUACAGGCAUCAGCAUCAGGAAUAGGAUUGUGGACAUCCUUUAUAUCGACUUCCGUUUCUGGGCAUGCAUAUUUGGUGUGAAGAGACCAUAUAACAGCGUAGUUCUCUAUAUCAGAGACAUGGUUACUUCUGAUGACUCACUUUAUCAUAAGUUACCCCCAAUACUUGCUAUGUGGAUUCUGACGUGGAUUGCUGUACUAUGCAGGUUCGCGUUGUCACCCCUUGUGGUAUUGUUCUACCUUGCCCACAAGUAUUGGAAAACAAGGAUCACAAUUGAUGCAGUCGAGAAGUUCCUCCGGAUGCAAAAAAUGGUUGGCCCGACAAGGUACACCUACACGGAUAUAGUUGCAGUCACAGGCCAUUUCAGAGAUAAAUUGGGCCAAGGUGGUUAUGGAUCGGUAUUCAAGGGCGUGCUACUCCCAGGCGAUGUUCAUGUGGCCAUCAAGAUGUUAGAUGGUAAAGCCAAUUGCAAUGGAGAAGAUUUUAUCAGCGAGGUCUCCACCCUCGGCAGGAUCCACCACGUCAAUGUGGUGCGUCUGGUUGGGUUCUGCUCAGAGGAAAUGAAGAGGGCACUGGUCUAUGAGUACAUGCCUCGAGGUUCUCUUGACAAGUACAUCUUCUCAGCCGAGAAGACUUUCUCCUGGGACAAGCUCGUCGAGAUUGCUAUGGGCAUUGCCCGAGGGAUCAACUACCUGCAUGAGGGGUGUGACAUGCAGAUUCUACACUUUGACAUCAAGCCACACAACAUCCUUCUUGAUAGCAAUUUUGUCCCAAAAGUAGCUGAUUUCGGUCUUGCCAAACUGUAUCCGAGGGACAGCAGUUUUGUGCCAUCUAACGCCUUGAGGGGAACUGUUGGGUACAUAGCUCCUGAGAUGAUAUCUCGAAGUUUUGGUGUCGUAUCGAGUAAGUCGGAUGUGUACAGUUUCGGGAUGCUGCUGCUUGAGAUGGCUGGCGGACGCAGGAAUGCUGAUCCCAAUGCCGUUAACUCAAGUCAGGCAUACUACCCCUCAUGGGUGUAUAGCCGGCUAACUGAGCAACAACUGGAUGAGAAUGAGAUAUCUUCUGCGGUAGCUGAGAUGCACAAGCUGGAGAGGAAGCUAUGCAUUGUUGGUUUAUGGUGCAUCCAGAUGAGGUCUCAUGAUCGUCCAACGAUGAGCGAGGCGAUAGAGAUGCUGGAAGGUGCCGCGGAUGGCCUGCAAAUGCCAUCUAGGCCAUUCUUCUGUGACGAAGGGCACACCCAUGUAGAUGAUUCUUACCAUCUAUCAUCCGAGCUGACUGCAAUCACUGAGGAGGAGGAUAUGUGAUGUAAUGUAUGAUGCAAUGCACAUUGCCCGCAGAAAGAUGCAGCUGCCGUUCUAAUUACACCGAGUAUGAAAUAACCUACUCCCUCCGUCCCAAAAUAAGAGUUGUACUUGAGACACUUAUUUUGGGACGGAGGGAGUACUAUGCUCCCAAGUCUUGUGCAUCUAGGUUAGUAGUAGCUUGCCAAAGCUGAAGUUAUAUUCUGCACUUGCUGUGGAAACUUUGGUACCACGGUUGAUAUAAUGUAAUAUAUAAAGCGGGGCGAAAGCCUUUUUUCGGUAAUAAUGUAAUACUCCCUCCGUCCGGAAAUACUUGUCAUCAAAAUGCAUGAAAAUAGAUGUAUCUACAACUAAAAUACAUCUAGAUACAUCCAUUUCAAUGACAAGUAUUUUCGGACGGAGGAAGUAUAUGGGUUGCUUCUAGACGGAGAUAGUAGGAAGUAAUCAUCAUCUCAGAAAUGCAGAGUACUUUGUCUGAU
Triticum dicoccoides is the source of this 3349-nucleotide messenger RNA. Its product is annotated as rust resistance kinase Lr10-like. The transcript has 3 exons. Bases 822 to 2873 code for a protein of 683 amino acids. NCBI's taxonomy places the organism in Eukaryota, Viridiplantae, Streptophyta, Magnoliopsida, Poales, Poaceae. The record is from RefSeq and is a predicted model, not a curated record. Gene Ontology annotation, molecular function: protein kinase activity; ATP binding; polysaccharide binding. Gene Ontology annotation, biological process: protein phosphorylation.